Ruditapes philippinarum (Manila clam) is the source of this 4529-nucleotide messenger RNA. RefSeq names its product outer dynein arm-docking complex subunit 4-like. Gene Ontology annotation, molecular function: protein binding. Gene Ontology annotation, cellular component: cytoplasm. The record is from RefSeq and is a predicted model, not a curated record. Lineage: Eukaryota; Metazoa; Mollusca; Bivalvia; Venerida; Veneridae. The transcript has 16 exons. Bases 328 to 3531 code for a protein of 1067 amino acids.
UUUUUUUUAAAAAGAAGUAAAAUGUAACGCUAGCUUGUCAAUCGCUUGUCUCGAAGCAACGUUAUGAAACAAUAGAAUCGCCAUUUAACAAACAAGCAUAGAUUCCUCGAGCGUCUUAUUGGAGUUGUUUUCUCGUCACACCUAAGGACAACGGUCGUACUUUUCGAAAUUUUAAAAAUCAAAAUGGCGGCCGAUGUGCUUAUAAUGUAGAGCUGUUUUACGAAAUUUGAAGAAACAUAGAGGAACUUUUCGUUAAAGUGAACAAACAAAUUAUUGGGUCUUUUUAUUGAAAAAAGGACUCUGAAACAUUUAUAUUGACAUAAAGCGAUGGGAGUACAAGUUUUAUCACCAGAGAGCCAUCAUUCCAAAUUGCGCUCUUUGCCAAAACUCCCUAAAACUUCUCAUUAUUCAGUGAAACCUUUAAACUCUGUGAAACAUUCCCGUGCUCUUCCGUCAGUUCCUAACUCAAACCUAUCCAAGCUGGAUUCAAACGUUAAGCAAUCAAGGGCACUUCCAAGAGUUCCAAAACAUAUGGAUAAUAAGAAAGCUUCAAAUAUGGUUGCUCGACAGGGACGAACUCUUCCGGAAGUGCCAUUUAGAGACUUAAAAGAUAACUUUACGGCCAGUUCGAGCAGGUCGUCCACGCCUCACCUGGCACGUAACACGAGCAAUUUGACGCAGAAUAGUACGUCUCAACACGCAGUCGUGAUACACAAUACAACACAACAGCAUAACACAAAUACGUUAACGCAUCAUCACCACCAUCAUCACCAUAAAGGUGAAAAUCAUCACCAUAAAGGUGAAAACCAUCACCAUAAAGGUGAGAGUCAUCAUCACAAAGGCGAAAAUCAUCAUCAUAAUCAUCAUCAUCAACAUGGACCUCAGCAUUUGCACGUGAAAGAACAUCAACACGGCAACACAACUCAAAGAACUUUGCCGAAAUUACCAAAGUUGUCCCAGAAGCCCAAACCGGAACAGAACAGAAUAGAAUAUAUGCACGACGUUUAUAAAAAGGAAGGGGACAUAUUUAGCGAAGACGGAAACUACGAACAAGCGCUGAAGAGUUAUAAUCUGGCUCUAAAAUUCAUUUCGGACGAGAAAACAACCAUUAUUGCUAGAUCUCGAGUGUACCGGAAGUUGGGCAAACUAAGAAAAGCCACACAGGAUGCUGACCUUGCCCUCAAACUAGAUCCACUUUAUCACGAGGGACUGCUGCAGAAGGCGGAGCUGUUGUUAGAACAAGGUGACUAUGAGAACGCCUUAAACUAUUUCCAGAAGGGAGCAAGAAUGAGACCGGACAAAGAUGACUUCCAUGACGGUAUAGAGAAGGCUAAACACGGACUGUCCGAGAACCAUAAAGUCGCCAGGAAAAGGAAAAACACCUUAAGUCCUGAAGAUAUUACACAGCAGAAAAAGUCUAAAGAUAAGUCCGAGAAGGCACGGAAGAACCGCGACAACAUAAAUGCGCAGUCUCAAAGGUCCAACUCCCGUAUGAGUGACGACGUUCACAAUAACUCCUAUGGCUCUAACGCCUCAACCAAUAGAGAGUCCGUUAUAGUAGAGGAAGAACCGCCCACCAUCGUUCCGGUCCCACCUCCUCAGCCGCCACCUGCAACUAUGCGUGCCAAACUUGGGCGUCAAAUGACACCGAUGCCGGGAAGACGAAAAGCACUUGCUAUGCAACAACAACAGCAGCAGCCACAACAACCUACAGUACCGCCCACUGUAGAUGAUGUUGAUGAGGACAUGAUGAAGCAAAUACUUGGCUCCAUGUACAAAGAUCGGGAAUAUCUGGAGAAAUUUCUCGAUGAGUCUGAGGGUAUCAGUUUACCUAACAAAAUGAAUGUUGGGCCAACAGCACAGAACGGUCUUCAUUUUCUCUACGAUCGUGUUUUGAACUGGGUCAGAAAAGGUGAUCCCGUGCCGACAGUAGGCCCUACACCUCUACCCCGAGAGACAAAGACGUCGGCUAAACGGAAGACUAUGAUCCAUGGGUCAUCAGUGGAGAGUUUGCUUGAAGAGCAAGACAAGGAAAAUGAGUCACGUAAACGUAAACACUACAAGAAGAAAGCGCAAUCUAAGGCCCCACACACCUGGUAUAAUUACCUGGAGAACAAGAAAGUGGAGGAAGCCCAAGAGCGGAAGCAUGCGCGCAAUGUGUUUCUACAUGUUGUCGAAGGUCGUAAAAUAAAGCCUAAAGAACAUUCAAAUCUAGACAUGAAAAGAUCAAAGCAGGACCCGGAAAGAAGAAGUAAGGAUGGUAAACUGCGGAAGAAUAAAGAGUACGAUAGCAAGGAAUCUUUGAGCCAACAAUUCCUGUUCAAAUCAUACCGACCUGGAAGUGACCUUCGCAACAGCGACGAAAGCAAAGGGACAGCUAUGGACACCAGUGACCAGGAGAAGCCUAUUCAAACAAGAACACCCCCGAAAAAGUUGAGAAACUUUGGUGGUCAGAAGGAUAGACUAGAAAGACGCCGAAUAGCUGUAGGAAAAUACGUUGCCAAGGAAAUGGAGGAAAUUGAAAUGUUAUAUGCAGACGGACAGUACGACGCCUGUGGCGAUAAAGCUGCACACCUUCUGAAGAUUCUUGACACAGAAGACUUGCCCGACAAACACGUGCAUAUGUCAUCAUUACACAGUUACCUUGGCAACGUGUGCAUGAGCAAAAAGGAUUAUGAAAGGGGUCUUGACCAUCAUAAUAAAGAUCUUGCAAUUGGAGAGAAACACAAAUUAGAUGAUGCGAUUUCACGUGCACUUGGUAACCUUGGUAGAGUGUUCGUUGUUCAGAAGCGACAUCAAGAAGCCUUAGACGUGUUUCUCCGAAAGACUCCUAUGUGUGCAUCACGUAUAGAGACUGCUUGGCUGUUUCACGAGAUUGGUAACUGUUUUCUGGCUCUCGGUGACUUUGAAUAUGCCAAAGAUGCCGCGAAAAAGUCUCUGGAGGCCGCUGAAGAGGCUGUUGAAUGGAGUUAUCAGUUACAGUCAUGUGUCCUUAUGGGUGUCGCAGAAGUGAAAUUAAAGCAGUACCAUGCCGCUUUUAACACAUUUGAGAAGGCGUUGGAUCAAGCAAGAUUACAAGGUGACGAAAAGGCAGAAGACGCCAUCAGAGAAGCUCUACAAGACGUGAAUGACCGUAUUGUGGAGGAAAUGCGCACCAAAGGUCCGAUGAAUUUCCCAGAAUCUCGGUCUGAUAAUUUCAUGACACCAAUCUCUCGCGAUAAUACGACAAUUUCAGAAUAUCAAAUGCAGGGUUUAUCGAGAUCACGUGCUGAAAUCGCGAGGAUGCAUGCAAACUUAGGGUAUCGCUGUCGGGCAGACUAUGCAAAAACUCCAGCAGCCCAAUCGGAAUAUUCUAGCAUUCUUAUUCCAGAAGAUGAUGGCGAUGUGUCGCUAACUGACACUGUAGGGGAUGUAAAUGAUCUAAACCUAGAUCUAGAAAGACUACGGACGGAGUCUACCUUGUUUGGAUCAUCAAUUGAUCUCCGAGACCAUAUCAGAUCGGAAACAUUUGUGUCAGGAAAAGGAAAAUGAACAUCAUUGGUGCUUUGAUGAAAGCUACAGUGCCUUAAAGUUCCAUUAGCCAUUUGCUAUAAAGUUUCGGAGUUUCGGUUAUUUCGCUUUCGUUUAAUUUAAUAGAAAUUUCAUAGAAAAUGGUUAUGACUAAAAGCUUAAUUGAUAAUAGAACUGACAUAUGACCGAUGCUGUGUGCUAUUUCAUUCCAAUUUUCGGACGUAGUGUUGCUCAUGCGCAGCUUUACUGAAUGAAGUUUCUUUAGACAGCAUCUAUUGUCAUUUAUUUUCUUCAAUAUUGAAAUCUACUAAGAGUUUUCUACCUUUAUUUUAAUUUCGAUGAAAGGUAAAUCCCACUCGGACAGUUGGUAGAUUUAGUGAUACAUGCUGCCAUGUUGCUUGAAUUCUCCCCGUCGUUUUCGAGCUGUUUAAUCUUUAUUGAGGGGAGAAUUCCAGCAGGAACGGCUCCUGAUACCGACACUGACCUGCUGCACAUUGCUACAUUUGUGCGUAUUUCUAUGAUGACAAUGGUUGUUAAAAGUGAUAUAUUUGAAACGCUGUGCCAAAUAUUGGACAUUAUGAUACCGUAUUUGUUAGUUUUUGUUUAGACAUUUCGUGAUGUUUUGUGAGUGUCGUUAUAUGUCUGUGUAUGUAACAAAAUGUACUUGUAAAGGAAAACUUACUGACCAAUUUGUAAACAUGCAGUGUUUGUAGUAAUAAGACAUCUUACACUGACAAAAGAGUAGGGCAAAACUAUUCUUCUAGUAUCUUUUAAACUACUCUGUUAAAAUAACUGUAAGUUGCAGCUUUUUCUUUUAAAUUUUCCUUGUUUUGUCUUGUUCUAGUCAACUGUUUGUCUCCCUUUUAUUGUUUAUGAAGAUACUGUUGUCUUGCCGAUAUGAUUUUAAUUGUAUUGAUAUAUACACACAACUGUGAUAUUAUUAUCUUUUUCUUUACAUGUAUAAAUAAUUUCUACUCCAAUUAAGUUUAUAUGAAUUUUGUAAAUAAAUGUUUUUUGCA